Molecule: messenger RNA, 3471 nt
Organism: Kogia breviceps (pygmy sperm whale)
Lineage: Eukaryota; Metazoa; Chordata; Mammalia; Artiodactyla; Physeteridae
Gene: SLC22A23
Product: solute carrier family 22 member 23
Biological process (GO): transmembrane transport
Cellular component (GO): membrane
Molecular function (GO): transmembrane transporter activity
Source: RefSeq, a predicted model, not a curated record
CCGCGGACCCGGGCCAUGGCGAUAGACCGGCGGCGCGAGGCGGCGGGCGGCGUCCCUGGGAGGUUGCCUCCCGCGGCCGAGGAGAACGGCGCCCUGCCGCCCGGGGACGCGGCGGCCUCGGCGCCCCUCGGGGGACGCGCGGGCCCGGGCAGCGGCGGCGACAUCCAGCCGCUGCCCGCCCCGCACGCUGCCGGCGGCCCGCACCCGAGCCUCCUGUUGCUGGACUACGACGGGUCGGUGCUGCCCUUCCUCGGGGGCCUGGGCGGCGGCUUCCAGAAGACCCUCGUGCUGCUCACCUGGGUGCCGGCGCUCUUCAUCGGCUUCAGCCAGUUCUCGGACUCCUUCCUCUUGGACCAGCCUAACUUCUGGUGCCGCGGCGACGGCAAGGGCACCGAGCCCUCGGGGGUCACGGCCACGGCCCGGGGGCGCAGCGGCGACCUGGCCGACUGGACCAGCCCCCCGACCACCCCCUUCUCCACCGCCGCCUGGGGGACGGCGGGCCCCCUCGGCAACGGCAGCGGCGCGGAAGGGGACGACGCGCUGCCGCUGCCGUCCCCUCCGGACAGGGGGGACAACGCCUCCAACUGCGACUGCCACGCGUGGGACUACGGCCUCCGCACAGGCCUGGUGCAAAACGUGGUCAGCAAGUGGGAUCUUGUGUGUGAUAAUACCUGGAAGGUCCAUGUCGCUAAGUUCUCCUUACUGGUUGGAUUAAUCUUUGGCUACCUGAUAACUGGAUGCAUUGCUGACUGGUCCGGCCGGCGGCCCGUGCUGCUCUUCUGCGUCGUCUUCAUCCUCGUCUUUGGACUGACCGUGGCGCUGUCUGUCAACGUGACCAUGUUCAGCACGCUCAGGUUCUUCGAGGGGUUCUGCCUGGCCGGAGUGAUUCUCACCCUGUACGCACUACGCAUAGAGCUCUGCCCCCCGGGGAAACGGUUCCUGAUCACGAUGGUGGCGAGCUUCGUGGCCACGGCAGGGCAGCUCCUCAUGCCCGGGCUGGCCGCCCUGUGCCGGGACUGGCAGGUGCUGCAGGCCCUCAUCAUCUGCCCCUUCCUGCUUAUGCUGCUCUACUGGUCGAUCUUCCCAGAGUCCCUGCGCUGGCUCAUGGCCACGCACCAGUUUGCGUCGGCAAAGAAGCUGAUCCUGCGCUUCACACAGAAGAACCGCAUGAACCCCGAGAGCGACAUCAAAGGCGUGAUGCCUGAGCUGGAGAAGGAGCUUUCCCGGAGGCCCAAGAAGGUCUGCAUCGUGAAAGUGGCGGGAACCCGGAACCUGUGGAAGAACAUCGUGGUGCUGUGCGUGAACUCGCUGACCGGCUUCGGGAUCCACCACUGCUUCGCGCGCAGCAUGAUGGGGCACGAGGUGAAGGUUCCGCUGCUCGAGAACUUCUACGCCGACUACUACACGGCAGCCGGCAUCGCCCUGGCGUCCUGCCUGGCCAUGUGCCCGGUGGUGCGGUUCCUGGGGCGCCGGGGAGGCCUGCUGCUGUUCAUGAUCCUCACGGCCCUGGCCUCACUCCUGCAGCUGGGGCUGCUCAACCUGAUCGGAAAAUACAGCCAGCAUCCAGACUCAGGAAUGAGCGAGAGUGUCAAGGACAAGUUCUCCAUCACCUUCUCCAUCGUGGGCAUGUUCGCCUCCCACGCGGCGGGGAGCCUCAGUGUGUUCUUCUGCGCAGAGAUCACGCCCACGGUGAUCAGGUGCGGCGGCCUGGGGCUGGUGCUGGCCAGCGCGGGCUUCGGCAUGCUGACGGCGCCCAUCAUCGAGCUGCACAACCAGAAGGGCUACUUCCUGCACCACAUCAUCUUCGCCUGCUGCACGCUCAUCUGCAUCAUCUGCCUCCUGCUGCUGCCCGAGAGCCGGGACCAGAACCUGCCCGAGAGCAUCCCCGACGGCGAGCACUACACGCGGCAGCCCCUGCUGCCGGCCAGGCGCGCGGAGCAGCCGCUGCUGCUCACCAACGCCGAGCUCAAGGACUACUCGGGGCUGCACGCCGCGGCCGCCGGGCUGCCGGACGGCGCCACGGCCAACGGCGGGCGGCCCAUGUAGGGGGCCCUGGGGGCGGGCCGGGCAAGCCCACCCUGCUGAGAGGCCGGCGUGGGGACCCCCAAGGAGCCCGUGUUUGAGGAAGCGGACUCUGCAACGACCCUUCAAGGAUUUUCCUGUCUGCCAUUAAACGUUUGUAUUUAUUUCGGUCAUUUUUACAAGAAGCACUUUAUUCCCUUCCCUUCACGGAUCUCGAAACGGAGCCUCCUCCUCGGGAAGGGGGACGCGGUGGCCGGGGACACGCGUAAGGACCGCGCAGCCCAGGCUCCCCGGGAGGUCGGCUGCGCCCUCAGAGCCAGCUGUCCCCGAGGCCGCGCACAGAGACCGACCCGCCACCGUCCGGAGCACUCCCACAGCUGCGCGCUUUUAUUCAGACUGAAACGUAGAUGGUUAGGGUUUUGCUGGAGUCCGUGUACGGGUUCUAAGGGGUUUUCUGUAAGGCAAGACCUUCCGCUCCAUGUGCUGGGGGAAAGCAGCUCACAGCACCAUUUAAACCAGCUCAGUCUUUCCUGCAGGAUCAUCCUUUUAUACUUCAUGCUGGAAGCUCUUUGGGGGAGAAGCUUAACCAUUUCAUUAGAAAUCCUGAUUGGUGACGGCAUCGCCACGGUCUUCCAAGGCAGGUCUGCCCAGCUCAGCUCCCAAGUAGCAGACGCGUCGAGUCAGAGACAAGUUAGUGUCAUCACCCCUCCUACCGGUUCAGCUCCAGCAGGAAAGUCCCCUCUUGCAGUCAGCUUUUCUACCAGCACGACGUGAACACACGGCUACUUCCUCAAUGAAAACCAAUAGGAAAAUAACUAAAUAGGCAACUAAGGCAGCCCCCCAGGAGGGAGCGGUGCUCUUGCAAAUACGGCCCGUCAGCCACCUCCCAAGCACACGCCGCGCAGAAAUCACCAGCUUGGAGGCCUCGGCUCCACUGGCCGCCGGCGGAGAGCCCAGAGCCCGCGGGGGAUGGCCCUGUACCCUCUGCUUCCAUCAGCACAGAGCUGGGCCUGGGGCAAGGAGCGGGCCCCUCACCGGGGAGCCCAGCUGACCGCAGCCUCCGAGAGCAUCAAGACCAACUGAGAGAAGCAAUAACUCACCAAAGCUCGAGCCCCACCCCGUCCCCAGUGUCCGAGGGUUUCGUCGUGUUCCUCACUUCGUCCCCCUGCCUUUCCAGGUCAGGCUCUCUGCACCUGUCUGGAGCCGUUUCAGAGGAAACGCGGCAGAUGCUGAGGAACAGCCCUCGCCGGCCAGGCAGGCACUGCCUUGUGGCAGCACCGGGACAGCCUGGUUCUUCCUGGAAGGGUCCACCUCCCCACGGUGCGCCUGCCGUGGGCUCUUCUUCCAGGGAAGGCGUGGCCCCGGCUCCGUGGGAAGCAGCGAGGGGACUCCCGGCCCACGGCUGCUCAGACUCUGAGGCCCGAGAGAGAGGCGGACCGCAUCCCCGCU